Balaenoptera acutorostrata (minke whale) is the source of this 725-nucleotide messenger RNA. RefSeq names its product glycoprotein hormones, alpha polypeptide (gene CGA). Bases 92 to 454 code for a protein of 120 amino acids. Gene Ontology annotation, molecular function: follicle-stimulating hormone activity. Gene Ontology annotation, cellular component: extracellular region; follicle-stimulating hormone complex. The transcript is spliced from 4 exons. NCBI's taxonomy places the organism in Eukaryota, Metazoa, Chordata, Mammalia, Artiodactyla, Balaenopteridae. Gene Ontology annotation, biological process: positive regulation of steroid biosynthetic process; thyroid hormone generation. The record is from RefSeq and is a predicted model, not a curated record.
AGAAAUCACAAGACGAAGCUAAAACCCCUCUUCAGAUCCACAGUCAACUGCCCUAACCACAUCCUGCAAAAAAUCCAGAGGAAGAAGAGCCAUGGAUUACUACAGAAAAUAUGCAGCUGUCAUUCUGGCCACAUUGUCUGUGUUUCUGCAAAUUCUCCAUUCCUUUCCUGAUGGAGAGUUUACAAUGCAGGGCUGCCCAGAAUGCAAGCUAAAGGAAAACAAAUACUUCUCCAAGCUGGGUGCCCCAAUCUAUCAGUGCAUGGGCUGCUGCUUCUCCAGAGCAUACCCCACUCCAGCAAGGUCCAAGAAGACAAUGUUGGUCCCAAAGAACAUCACCUCAGAAGCCACAUGCUGUGUGGCCAAAGCAUUUACCAAGGCUACAGUCAUGGGAAAUGCCAGAGUGGAGAAUCACACUGAGUGCCACUGCAGUACUUGUUAUUAUCACAAAUCUUAAAUAUUUUGCAAAGGGCCAUGUUGAUGACUGCUGAUUUCCUGGAAUGGAAGAAUUAAUUUGUUCAGUGUUUAUGACUUUGCAAGAUAAAACCCUCCUUUUCCUUACCAUACCAUUUUUUACAUGCUUUAAGAAUAUACUGCAGCUUUAUUGCCUUUCUCUUUAUCCUACAGUAUAAUCAGCAGUCUUAUUCUUUUCAUUUGGAAUGAAAUACAGCAUUUAGCAUGACCAUAAAAAGCUGGUUCCGCUGGAAAUAAAGUCUUUUAAAUCAUCA